Molecule: messenger RNA, 1452 nt
Organism: Lodderomyces jiufengensis
Lineage: Eukaryota; Fungi; Ascomycota; Pichiomycetes; Serinales; Debaryomycetaceae
Gene: ADE13
Product: adenylosuccinase
Exons: 1
Coding region: 1-1452 (483 amino acids)
Biological process (GO): 'de novo' AMP biosynthetic process
Cellular component (GO): cytosol
Molecular function (GO): N6-(1,2-dicarboxyethyl)AMP AMP-lyase (fumarate-forming) activity; (S)-2-(5-amino-1-(5-phospho-D-ribosyl)imidazole-4-carboxamido) succinate lyase (fumarate-forming) activity
Source: RefSeq, a predicted model, not a curated record
AUGGUUUCAGAAUACGAUAAAUACUCAACUCCAUUAUCUUCAAGAUAUGCAUCUGAAGAAAUGUCAGCAGUUUUUUCAUUAAGAAAUAGAUUUUCAACAUGGAGAAAAUUAUGGUUGAAUUUAGCAAAAGCUGAGAAAUUAGUUGGAUUAGAUAUGAUCACUCAAGAAGCUAUAGAUGAAAUGUCUCAACAUUUAGAAAUAACCGAUAAAGAAAUUCAAGAUGCAGCUAUAGAAGAAAGUAAAGUACGUCAUGAUGUUAUGGCUCAUGUUCAUACAUUUGGAGAAACAUGUCCUUCAGCUGCUGGUAUUAUUCAUUUAGGUGCAACUUCAUGUUUUGUUACUGAUAAUGCUGAUUUAAUCUUUUUAAGAGAUGCUUAUGAUAUUUUAAUACCAAAAUUAGUUAAUGUAAUUGAUAGAUUAAGUCAAUUUGCAUUGGAAUAUAAAGAUUUACCAGUUUUAGGGUGGACUCAUUUUCAACCCGCUCAAUUAACAACUGUUGGUAAGAGAGCUACUUUGUGGUUACAAGAAUUGUUAUGGGAUUUAAGAAAUAUGGUAAGAGCAAGAAAUGAUAUUGGUUUAAGAGGUGUUAAGGGAACUACUGGUACUCAAGCAUCAUUUUUGUCCUUGUUCCAUGGUGAUCAUGAUAAAGUGGAGGAGUUAGAUCAAAAAGUUGUUGAAUUAAUGGGAUUUGAACAUGUUUAUCCAGUUACUGGUCAAACUUAUUCAAGAAAAAUUGAUAUCGACGUUUUAGCUCCAUUGGCAUCAUUUGGAGCAACUGCACAUAAAUUUGCUACUGAUAUUAGAUUAUUAGCAAACUUAAAGGAAGUUGAAGAACCUUUUGAAAAAUCUCAAAUUGGUUCAAGUGCAAUGGCUUACAAAAGAAAUCCAAUGAGAUGUGAAAGAGUUUGUUCAUUGGCAAGACAUUUAGGUGGGUUAUAUUCUGAUUCUAUACAAACUGCUAGUGUUCAAUGGUUUGAAAGAACUUUAGAUGAUUCAGCUAUAAGAAGAAUUAAUUUACCAUCAGCUUUUUUAACUGUUGAUAUUUUAUUAUCUACCAUGCUUAAUAUCACUUCUGGUUUAGUUGUUUAUCCAAAAGUUAUUGAGAGAAGAAUCAAUUCAGAAUUACCAUUUAUGGCUACUGAAAAUAUUAUUAUGGCAAUGGUUGAAAAAGGUGGAUCAAGACAAGAAUGUCAUGAAGAAAUUAGAGUUUUAUCACAUCAAGCUUCAGCUGUUGUAAAACAAGAAGGUGGUGAUAAUGAUUUAAUUGAAAGAGUUAGAAACACAGAAUAUUUCAAACCAAUUUGGAAUGAUUUGGAUUCCUUGUUGGAUCCAAAAACUUUUGUUGGUAGGGCUCCAGAACAAACUGAAAAAUUCGUUAAACAAGACGUUGCAAAUGCUUUAAAACCUUUCGAAAAAUAUAUCACAAAGGAAAAUGUAGCAUUAAAAGUAUAG